AAUGAAAUACAGACUCACUCUCACAAGAUAGGAUCGGGAAACCAAACUUAAUAAAGGCAACUCAGAAACUUCAACUGGUCCAAAAAGCAGCAGCCAGAUGACAGGUUGUGGUUCCUUUUAGAGCUCAUGUAACCCCUGUUUUCAGUUUGUUUCCAGGCCUGAUUCAAAGGCGCUCACACUAGUGUUUAAAGCCCUAGACAACUUAGUUGCCAAGUAUUCCCUACAAACUUUCUUCUUCCCUAUAGAGCCUCUUGGGUGUUAAGAUUGACCAGAGUAGUAGUGGGUAGUUUCAUCACCCUCAGAGGUUCUGGAGAUGGUAGCCUGGGCAAUUAUAUUCUCUGGCAGCUCCUAGGUUGUAGAAUUCCCACAGAGUUGCAUCGGACACCUUCAUUACAUAGUUUUUGGUGUAUUCUGAAGACUCACAUCUUUACUCUAACCUUUACCCUAACACCUGAGAUAAAUGUUUUCAGAACCCAUCCUGUUCCCGCGACGCUCAUUUGCUUUAAUUGUUUUUAAUAUGGGAUUUUAAAUUAUUAUAAGCUGCCUUGGGACUUGCUGGUGAAGGGCGGGUAAUAAAUUGAAUAAUAAUAAAAUAAUUAUAAUAAUAAUAUAGGGGUUGUCCCUUGCAAGGCUGGCCUUCAUUUACUGGGUUGCCUGCAGGACAUGCACUGAGCACCACGACAAUGUCUUUCUUAUGAUCCUCAUGCUCUGUUUGACAUGCAUAAUCCUUCAACUCCCAAAAGGGGUCUGAAUAUCACAGAUCAACCGGCUUCGAGUGCUCAUCAUUUGUAUGAUCCUCAGGCUCAGCCCUAGUUCCCCAAAGAUCAUAAAACUACACAUCUUGACAAUAUGAUCUACAAAACACCUAAGCCAAUAUCAGUGGUGCAUACUGUGUUUCCCAAGCUCUGUUUAUGUGUGAGUGUUGCUCAUUCCUUCUAGUUAUGCAUGUUUUUAGACAUAAGUUCCAUUUUGGUUACUGCCAAGUAUAGGAUAAUUGUGUUGUUGUUAUGAGUGAAAGGAGCAAGCAGAUUCCGGUACUAAUUCUUCAUAUUUCUGAGUGUAGAGUUACAGUUAGGAUUAUCUGGCCAGUGCCUUUUUACAGCAUAAACUGCAUUGUCCAACCAAUGGCAUUCAUGUUAUUGUUUUUAUUCUACAUGGCAAUUAUCCCCAUGUAAGCAAUGUGCGUAGAGCAGACCUUUGAUUACUGAAAUAAAUCUCAGUUACAUGGCCCUGGUUGUGCAAUUCACUGGGUUACUAAGGUGAUAUUUACUUGUAUAGAAGGAGUGUUCACAUCAAAGCGUGAUGUUAGCCAACGUUUGAAUCCUUUCAUUUUGUUUUCAGAUUAGCUAGAAACAAAAUCUUCUGUCCUCCCAAGUAGUCUCAUUUUUAAACGCAGCAAUGUUUUUGACAUGGAAAUGCAUAUGAAAUGAGUUGAAUGUUACCUCCGAGAGACCAAUAUCCUCUGUUAAAUUAUAUUUGUGCGAUUUUUUAAAAAAAAUGAUCCGGAAUUCGCUGUGAACGAGGCUAAACAGGAACUAUGCCAUCCAGCCAUAUCAGACCUCCCACAUCAGAGCUUUUAGAGCUUCACGUUUUUUACGUUCCGGAAGAUGUGUGGAAUUUCAAGUUGAAUACAGUUCCUGUAGAUGUUGCCAGCAAAUUUUUUUCGGCAGGAUUUAUAAGGGUAUCACCUUAUAUGACAUUGAGAACAUUAAGAGAGCAGCUUGGAGACUACCUGGGUGAAGAUGCAGUUGUGGAUAAGUAUAUCUUCCUAAAAUGUAUAGGGAAGAAACUUGCAGUGGUGAAAGCAAAGCAAGAAACAGAACUGAAGCUCAAAUCGUUUGCUCCUCCCUAUGCAUUUCAUCCAGAACUUUAUUUGUUGCCUGGAGUAGAAAGUAUUUAUUCAUCUUCAUCGUCAACUCCAGAAAGACAUCACAGUAAUGCAGACUAUAUACGUGCAUAUACAUCAUAUCAUAGACCACCUGACGUAUCAGCUCCAGAUCAUGAAGCUGGUCAGAACCCCAAUGUUUUGGAGAGUUCCUUGAAACAUCAUCUCAGCCCAACUCAGGAUAAAAAUAAUUUAAUAGGAUGGGACGAAACUGAAAAAGGAAGUGCUCAAGAUCGCCCGGCAGCACAGAUCUCUAAGCAAGAACAGAACGAAAGGAUUAAAGAGAAAUAUAAUUCACAAAGAAGGGAAGGAGAAAUUAGUUGUAACAGAGAGCUAAAUGAAUCCAUUAAAUCUCCCUAUACAUUCCAAGAUAAAAUUUCUGCGAGACAAAACCCCGUAAGGAAAUCCACAUCAGUGAAAAUUCCUCAGCGAAAGUCUUUCAGCCAAGCUCAAGAACGACAGCAAAAUACUCCUAGAAAGGUCAAGAAACACAAAGAUUCUGUUGCACCUUUGCGUAUGAAUCAGAACCGCGAGCAAGAGGGAAACAACCAGAUUCAAGUCAAUCACAUCACACAGAAGAUAAAAGAAGAAGCUCCUAUUGCGCUGGAUGCAAAUACAGAAAACGAAGGUAACCUGACAGGAAUUGGAAUGGGAAGACACACCACAGGGGAUUCUGGAAUCCCAGAAUCUUUGGAGGAGAGAGACAUGGACUAUUCACACAGAAUGAGGAGCCAGCAGCACCCUGGAAUUGCCAAGUCUGUUGCUGACACUGGUAGCGUGCAAGAUAGCCAGACUGAUGAAAAUAACCUAAAUGACUUUGCACAUCUGAGCCAGUAUAUUUCGCCUCCUACUCCACCUCUUCUGGCUCUGUCUGUAAACAGAGCUGAAGUUCCCAGCAGAAUCUUUCCAACAGACGGUAGUGAGUUGAUCAGACAGCUGCAACACAUCAAGGCAGAACGAAAGCACCUGGAGAGGGCUAGAGAAGAGCUGGUUAAAAAAGUGAGGAGCUUACUGGAACAGAACAAACUCAGGAGAUACCAGGCUCGUGAUUCCUGGAAAAAGAAAUAUUUUGAGGCUAAAAAAGUCACAGCUUCCUUGGAGGAAGUUUCAAAUAAACUGCGGGAAGAUUUAGAACUUCACUACCAGAAAUUGUUGAUGCAGCUAGAAGCUAGGGAUAUAAGGAAAAAACGAAAUAAUUUGACACAAGUUGCUAAUUCAAAGAAUAAUACAAUAAUCCAGAUCACCACUCUGCAGCAUGAAAUUGAACAACUAAGGAGAAAGGUUGAUAAUGCAAAAAUGAAGCUUGUCAUAGAAAUUAAGAUGAGGAAGCAGGCAGCUUCUGAUUUGCGAGCACUGAAGGCAGAACUGGCACACAAGAAAGUUCAGUCUUCUUUAAGACUCCACCCUGAAGGACAAGUCUAUUAGCUGGCUCCCGUUCAUGAGAUUCUUAUUUGCAUAUUUGUAUAGCUACUCCCAGAACCUAUUUCUUCCAGCUUUAAAUUUGUUCAGCUAUAGGAGAGAUGUUGUAUGUGUUGAAAAUGAAUGUUGAACAACAGUAA
Molecule: messenger RNA, 3444 nt
Organism: Podarcis raffonei (Aeolian wall lizard)
Lineage: Eukaryota; Metazoa; Chordata; Lepidosauria; Squamata; Lacertidae
Gene: SPATA1
Product: spermatogenesis associated 1
Exons: 13
Coding region: 1538-3310 (590 amino acids)
Source: RefSeq, a predicted model, not a curated record